Molecule: messenger RNA, 10686 nt
Organism: Artibeus jamaicensis (Jamaican fruit-eating bat)
Lineage: Eukaryota; Metazoa; Chordata; Mammalia; Chiroptera; Phyllostomidae
Gene: GOLGB1
Product: golgin B1
Exons: 22
Coding region: 543-10328 (3261 amino acids)
Cellular component (GO): cis-Golgi network; endoplasmic reticulum-Golgi intermediate compartment; membrane
Source: RefSeq, a predicted model, not a curated record
UGUGGAGCUGCCGAAGCAGCCACAGGCGGAUCCCCUCCCCGCCUGGCCUCUUUGACUCAGUCCGAGAUCUGGCCGUUCACUCGCCUCCCUUCACCUAUCAGGCCAAGUUCUAGUCGCCCACACGCCUGCUGGCCUGGCCCGAGGGCUUCAGGGUUGCCCAGCACGUCCUCGACGUGUGUGCAAUUCCCCCUCUCCUCCAGGACCUUUCUCAGCUGGGAGCGACUGAGAAAACCGCUCGGGUCAGUCUUCCCUGCGUGGCCUUGCUCCCCGAAUGGCCUGUUGAGGCCGGCCUAGGUAUGCAGCGGCUGAUGUCGGAGAGAACCUUCCGGCUCUGGGCUCAAGCUCUAAACAAACAGAGUCUCGAAGGGGAGGCAGGACCCAAACAAAUCAAAGUUCUUAAGGGCGGAGAUCACGGAAACGUUGGAGAGAUUAACAUAAACGAGGGCCUGUGAGAUAAUUCUGACUAGGAGUUGCUGGAGAGAUUUGGAGAGAGGGAUGAUUAUUGCAAUUCCACCAAGCCUAAAACCCCAGGAAUCAGAGAAAUGUUGAGUCGAUUGUCAGGAUUGGCAAAUGUUGUUUUACAUGAACUGUCGGGGGAUGACACAGAUCAGAAUAUGACGGCUUCGUUAGACUCUGAAUUACCCCAAGAGUCUGAUAUGAAAUUUAACGAUAAAACUCAAGAGGAUGUCCUGGAGCGCCUGGCUCAUGCGGAGAGGUUGGUGGUGGAGCUAAAAGAAAUCAUUAGACAGAAGGAUACUGAACUGCAACAGAAAGAUGAAGUUCUACAGGAAGAAAGAAAAGCUGCUGAUAACAAAAUUAAAAAGCUGAAACUUCAUGCUAAGGCCAAAUUAACGUCUUUGAAUAAACACAUAGAAGAAAUGAAGGCACAAGGAGGGACUGCUCUGCCUACAGGGCCUCAAUCAGAAGAGCAGCUCUCCAAGCAUGACAGGAGUUCUACAGAGGAAGAGAUGGAAGUAGAAAUGAUAAAACAUAAACUCCAGGAGAAGGAGGAACUAAUUAGCAGUUUGCAAGCCCAGCUUACUCAGGCACAGGCAGAGCAAGCUGCACAGAGUUCAACCGAGGUGGAAAAACUUACAGUGAUGAAGCAACAACUCCAAGAGAAGGAGGAGCUCAUUGGUGCUUUGCAAGCCCAGCUGAGCCAGACACAGGCAGAACAAGCUGCUCAGUUGAGUUCCAUGCAGCAGGUGGUCCGAGAGAAAGAUGCCCGCUUUGAAACACAAGUUCGUCUUCAUGAAGAUGAGCUUCUUCAGUUAGUAACCCAGGCAGAUGUGGAAACAGAGAUGCAACAGAAACUGAGGGUGCUACAGAGGAAGCUUGAAGAACACGAAGAAGCCUUGCUGGGCCGAGCCCAGGUUGUGGACCUGUUGCAGCAGGAGCUGACUGCUGCCGAACAGAGAAACCAGAUUCUCUCUCAGCAGUUACAGCAGAUGGAAGCUGAGUAUAAUACUUUAAGAAACACUGUGGAGACAGAAAGAGAGGAGUCCAAGAUUCUAAUGGGAAAGAUGGAACUUGAAGUGGCAGAAAGAAAAUUAUCCUUCCAUAACCUGCAGGACGAAAUGCAUCACCUGCUGGAACGACUCGAGCAGGCAGGUCAAGCCCAGGCUGACCUUCAGUCCCGGUACAGUGCUUUGGAGCAGAAGCACAAAGCAGAAAUGGAAGAGAAGACUUCUCACAUAUUGAGUCUUCAGAAGACUGAGCAAGAACUACAGUCUGCCUGUGUUGCUCUAAAGGAUGAAAAUGCAAAGCUUCUCCAAGAUAAGAGUGAACAGGUACUUCAUUCAGCCCAGGCCAUUCAGCAGCUGGAAGAUCAACUUGAGCAAAAAUCCAAAGAAAUUAGCCAAUUUCUAAAUAAACCAACCGUGCAGAACAAUGAAACAGCAUCUCAGACUUCUUUCCCAGAUAUUGAUAAUGAGGGUGCACAGGCAAUCACUGAAGACAGUACUGCCUUUUUGCAGAAGAGGGUGGUGGAGCUGGAAAAUGAAAAGCAAACCUUGCUCCUUAACUCCAUAGAACUGGAGAAGCUGAAAGCCGAGAAUGAAAAACUGUCUUCUCAGAUUACUCUUCUGGAAGCUCAGAAUAGAACUGGAGAAGCAGAUAGAGAAGUUGGUGAGAUCAGCGUGGUUGAUAUUACCAGGCUCAACAAGAGCAACUCUUCUGCUGAGGAAAGUGUCCCAGAGAACACAUUUUCUCAGAAACAUAAAGAACUGUCAGUUUUAUUGUUGGAAAUGAAGGAAGCUCAAGAAGAGAUUGCAUUUCUUAAGUUGCAGCUCCAGGGCAAAAGGACUGAGGGGGACCCUGAGGUCCUUGACCAGAAAGAAAUGAAGCAGACUGAGAGUGAAGGAAUACCUCCAGUCACAAUGAAAGUAUUAUUUGAAGGUACAGGGAAACAUUUUCCCCUGAUGUCAGAUGAAGAGAGCCAUCUUCCUGUACUUGAGACAGAAGAGCAGAUGAGCACUGAACAUCAAAGUAGGACAUCUGAGGAAAUAUCUUUCAAUGACACUGGAAUAGAAGCGAAGUCAACAAAACAGUGUGAUGUUGAUAAUCCCCUUUCUGCUGUACCAAGCACUUGUCACUGUCACCAGGAUGAAUUAGAAAGGCUAAAAAGUCAAAUUUUGGAGCUUCAGAUUAGCUUUCAUAAAGCACAAGAAACCUAUGGGGAAAAUUUAGAUGAGAAAGCUAAGGAAAUAAGCAACCUAACUCAGUUGAUUGAAGAGUUUAAGAAAAAUGCCAAAGACACCAACAGUGCAUUCACUGCUUUGUCUGAAGAAAGAGACCAGCUUCUCUCUCAGGUGAAGGAACUUAGUGUGGUAACAGAACUGAGGGCUAAGGUACAACAGCUGGAAGUGAAUCUUGCAGAAGCAGAAAAGCAAAGAAGACUUGACUAUGAAAGCCACACUACUCAUCACAACUUGCUUACUGAACAGAUCCACAGUCUCAGCAUAGAAGCCAAAUCCAAAGAUGUGAAAAUUGAAGUUUUGCAGAAUGAACUGGAUGAUGUACAUCUUCAGUUUUCUGAGCAGAGUACACUGAUUAAAAGACUGCAGAGCCAGCUGCAGAAGAAGGAAAGUGAAGUGCUUGAGGGGACAGAACGUCUGAGGGAUAUCUCAAAUAAGAUGGAAGAACUUACACAAGCUCUUUCAGAGAAGGAACUUGAAAUAGCAAAAAUAAAUCAACUCUUACUAGAGAAAAAGAGAGAUGUGGAAACCCUCCAGCAAACCAUUGAGGAGAAGGAUCAGCAAGUGACAGAAAUCAGCUUUAGUAUGACUGAGAAAAUGGUUCAGCUUAAUGAAGAAAAGUUUUCUCUUGGGGUAGAAAUUAAGACUCUUAAAGAACAGCUGAAUUUGUUAUCCAGAGCUGAAGAGGCAAAAAGAGAGCAAGUGGAAGAAGGUAAAGAAGUUGUUUCUGGCCUUAAACAGACUUCUGAUGAGUUGGGCCCAGCAGGGCUAAUAAAUAAUGAAGAACUUCAGCAUGAAUUAGACCUCGUAAAGAAAGAAAGUGAGCAGAGAAAGAAAAAGCUCCAGGCAGCUCUUAUUAACAGAAAGGAACUUCUGCAAAGAGUCAGUAGGUUGGAAGAGGAAUUGGCCAAAGUGAAAGAUGAAUCUGGGAAAGAGGUCCUGUUCAGUGAGAGUAAAAGGAGAGAAAUGGAGAAGGAUAAAGAAAGUAAAGAGGGCUCAGAAAAAUGUGUCACUUCUAAGUGCCAAGAAAUUGAAAUUUCUUUGAAACAGACAAUAUCUGAGAAGGAAGUAGAACUAGAGCAUUUAAGGAAGGAUUUGGAAGAAAAGGCAACAGCUGAAGAAGAGUUGCAGGUUGUGAUCAAACAGAUAAAUCAGAACCUUCAAGAGAAAGCAAGCCAAAUAGAUUUGCUCCAAGCAGAAAUCAAGGAAAACCAAGCAAUUAUCCAAAAGUUAACUACGGGUAACAAGGAUGCUGGUGAUGGAGGCUCAACAGAACCUGUAAAGGAAACAGUGGUGAACAGUCCUCCUAGUGCAGGUGGUGGAGAGCACUGGAAACCAGAACUGGAAGAAAAGAUACUGGACCUUGAAAAAGAAAAGGAGCAACUUCAAAAGAAGCUACAGGAAGUGUUAACCUCUCGCAAGGUGAUUCUUAAAAAGGCACAGGAGAAAGAAAGACAUCUUAGGGAGGAGCUAAAGCAACAGAAAGAUAACUAUAAUCGCUUGCAAGAACAGUUCGAUGAGCAAAGCAAAGAAAAUGAGAACAUUGGAGAUCAGCUAAAGCAGCUCCAGAGUCAAAUAAAGGAGUCUGUAGACAGAAAACUCCCAGGUACUGACCAACAGGCACAAAGCUGUCCUACUCAAGGUUUAGAAGAACCUUUAUUCAAAGCCAUGGAGCAGCAUCCCCCUCAGUCUGUCUUAGAGUUUGACUUGUGCCCAGACUGGCCUUCUCAUCCUGGAGAUGCAAAUGCUGUGCAGGGCAAUACUUCUAUUGCUCAGAUUCAAGCCCAGCUCAAAGAAAUAGAGGCUGAGAAAAAGGAGUUAGAAUUGAGGGUUAGUUCUACAGCAAGUGAACUUACUAAAAAAUCAGAAGAGGUAUUUCAAUUACAAGAGCAGAUAAAUAAGCAGAGUUUUGAAAUCCAAAGUCUUCAAAUGGCAUCCCAUGAAGCUGAAGCCUGUGCAGAAAGCCUGAGGCAGAAAUUAGAGAACAGUCAACUAGAAAUUGCUGGAUUAGAACGUUUAAGAGAAUUACAGCCUGAACUAAAUGAAUUGCAAAACCUCAUAAGCAGAAAGGAAGAUGAAGUCAGAUACCUUUCUGGGCAGCUUAGUGAGAAAGAAGCAGCCCUGACUAAAGUACGGACAGAGAUAAUGGAGCAAGAGGAUUUAAUUAAGGCUCUGCAUACACAGCUGGAAAUGCAAGCCAAAGAACACGAUGAAAAGAUAAAGCAUUUACAGGUGGAACUUUGUGAAAUGAAGCAAAAACCAGAAGAGAUUGGAGAAGAAAGUAAAGCAAAACAACAAACACAGAGGAAACUGCAAGCUGCCCUCAUUUCCAGAAAAGAAGCACUAAAAGAAAACAAAAGUCUCCAGGAGAAGUUGUCUUUGGCCACAGAUACCAUUGAACAUCUCACCAAGUCUCUGGCAGAUGUGGAAAGCCAAGUUUCUGCUCAGAAUCAAGAAAAAGAUACAUUCUUAGGAAAGUUGGCUCUUCUUCAAGAAGAAAGAGACAAACUUAUUAUAGAAGUGGACAGAUCUUUAAUGGAAAAUCAAAGUCUCAGUGGUUCUUGUGAAAGUCUGAAAUUAGCUUUGGAGGGUCUUACUGAAGACAAAGAGAAGUUAGUGAAGGAAAUUGAAUCUUUGAAAUGUUCUAAGAUUGCGGAAAGCACUGAGUGGCAAGAGAAACACAAAGAAUUACAAAAAGAAUAUGAAACUCUGCUGCAGUCCUAUGAGAAUGUUAGUAAUGAGGCAGAAAGAAUUCAGCAUGUGGUGGAAAAUGUGAGGCAAGAAAAGCAAGAACUAUAUGGCAAGCUAAGAAGCACAGAAGCAAGCAAGAAAGAGGUGGAAAAACAAUUGCAGGAGGCUCAACAGGAAAUGGAAGAAAUGAAAGAAAAAAUGAGAAAGUUUGCUAAAUCUAAACAGCAAAAAAUCCUAGAGUUGGAAGAAGAGAAUGACCGGCUUAGAACAGAGGUACACCCUGCAGGAAGUACAUCUCAAGAUUGUAUGGAAGCACUUCUUUCCUCAAAUGCCAACAUGAAGGAGGAGCUAGAAACGGUCAAAUCAGAGUAUAAAACCCUUUCUAAGGAGUUUGAGGCUUUGAUGACUGAGAAGGACUCUCUAAGUGAAGAGAUUCAAAAUUUAAAACAUCAAAGAGAAGGCAGUGUGUCCAAACAAGCUAUCCUAGAGGCCACUGAGAAACAUGAUAACCAGAUGCAUAUCAUUGAAGGGGCAAGUCAGCCUGUCCCAAGUGAGGCUAGUGAGGAAAACUCUUUGAGUAUGAACACAAGGCCUGAAUGUUUAAAAUCCAUUCUAGCAGAGACCAGUGCCAAUCCUGAUGCAAGUGAGAAUAUCAGCUCACAUGAAGAAAUUAGUAACUACCUACAGCAGAUUGAUCAGUUCAAAGAAAGAAUUGCCGAAUUAGAGGAGGAGAAACAGAGAGCAAAGGAAUUUAGCCAGACUUUAGAAAAUGAGAAAAAUGCUUUACUGAAUCAAAUAUCAACAAAGGAUGGUGAACUAAAAAUGCUUCAGGAAGAAGUAACCAAAAUAAAUCUUUUAAAUCAGCAAAUCCAAGAAGAACUUGCCAGAGUUACCAAGCUCAAGGAGAUAGCAGAAGAAGAGAAAGAUGAUUUGGAAGAGAGGCUUAUGAAUCAAUUGGCAGAACUUAAUGGAAGCAUUGGGAAUUAUUAUCAGGAUGUUACAGAUGCCCAAAUAAAAAAUGAGCUACUAGAGUCUGAAAUGCAGAACCUUAAAAAGUGUGUGAGUGAAUUGGAAGAAGAAAAGCAGCAGUUAGUCAAGGAGAAAACUCGGGUGGAAUCAGAAAUCCGCAAAGAAUAUAUGGAGAAGAUACAAGGUGCUCAGAAAGAACCUAGUAAUAAAAGCCAUGCAAAGGAACUUCAGGAACUGUUAAAAGAAAAACAACAAGAAGUAAAGCAGCUGCAGAAGGACUGUAUCAGGUACCAGGAGAAAAUUAGUGCUCUGGAGAAAACUGUUAAGGCCCUAGAAUUUGUUCAGACUGAGUCCCAAAAAGAUUUGGAAAUAACCAAAGAAAAUCUGGCUCAAGCCAAUGAACACUGCAAGAAGGCAGAAACAGAAUUAGCUAACUUCAGGGUACUGCUAGAUGACACUCAGAGUGAAGCAGCAAGAAUCCUAGCAGAUAACCUCAAGUUGAAAAAGGAACUUCAGUCAAAUAAAGAAUCCAUUAAAAGCCAAAUGAAACAAAAAGAUGAAGAUCUUGAGCGAAGACUGGAGCAGGUAGAAGAAAAACAUCUGAAAGAGAAGAAGAAUAUGCAAGAGAAACUGGAUGUUUUGAGUAGAGAAAAAGUCCACUUGGAAGAGACGUUUGGAGAGAUUCAGAUUACUUUAAACAAGAAAGACAAGGAAGUAAAACAACUUCAGGAAAACUUGGAUAGUACUGUGGCCCAGCUUGCAGCUUUCACGAAGAGCAUGUCUUCCCUCCAGGAUGAUCGGGACAGGGUAAUAGAUGAAGCCAAGAAAUGGGAGAGGAAGUUCAGUGAUGCUAUUCAAACUAAAGAAGAAGAAAUUAGGCUCAAAGAGGACAACUGCACUGUUCUAAAGGAUCAACUUAGGCAGAUGUCCAUUCAUAUGGAGGAAUUGAAGAUCAACAUUUCCAGGCUUGAACAUGACAGGCAGACUUGGGAGUCCAAGGCGCAGACAGAGGUCCAGCUUCAGCAGAAGGUCUGUGAUACUCUACAGGCGGAAAACAAAGAACUUUUGUCCCAGCUAGAAGAGACUCAACAUCUGUACCACAACUCCCAGAAUGAAUUAGCUAAAUUAGAAUCAGAACUUAAGAUUCUUAGAGACCAAUGGACUGAUUUAAAUAAUUCUUUAGAAAAAUGUAAGGAAAAUAGAGAAAAUUUGGAAGGGAUCAUAAAGCAGAAAGAGGCUGAUAUCCAAAAUUGUAAGUUCAGUUACGAACAGCUAGAGACCGACCUUCAGACCUCCAGAGAGCUGAUCAAUAAGCUGCAUGAAGAAAUAAACAUGAAAGAACAGAAGAUUAUAAGUCUGCUUUCUGCCAAGGAUCAGGCAAUCCAAGAAGCUGUUGCUGAACUGCAUCAACAACAUGAUAAAGAAAUUAAAGAAUUGGAAAACUUGUUGUCCCAGGGGGAAGAGAAUAUUGUCUUGGAAGAGAACAAAAAAGCUGUGGACAAAACCAGUCGGCUCAUAGAAACACUGAAAUCCAUCAAAAAGGAAAACACACAGCAGAAGGCUCAGUUGAAUUCCUUCGUUAAAUCCAUGUCUUCUCUCCAGGAUGACCGAGACCGCAUAGUAGGUGACUACCAAAAGCUGGAAGAGCGACAUCUUUCUGUAAUCUUAGAAAAAGACCAACUCAUACAAGAGGCUGCUGCUGAGAAUAAUAAGCUGAAGGAAGAAAUUCGAUGCUUGAGAAGUCAUAUGGAUGAUCUUAAUUCUGAGAAUGCCAAGCUAGAUGCAGAACUGAUCCAAUAUAGAGAAGACCUGAACCAAGUGAUAGCAAGAAAGGACUGCCAGCAAAAACAACUCCUUGAAGUUCAACUUCAACAGAAUAAGGAGCUGAAAAAUGACUAUGCUAAAUUAGAAGAAAAACUGAAGGAGUCUGAAGAAGCAAAGGAGGAUCUGCAGAGGUCCUCUAUUGCCCUACAGGAGGAGAAACAAUGUUUAUCUAAAGAGAUUGAAAGGUUGAAAGUAACUGUAUCCCAACUAAAGAGAGAGUUGACCACCUUGCAAGAAGAAGGCACUUUAGGACGCUUUCAGGCCCAAUUAAAAGUAAAAGAAGAAGAGGUACAGGGGUUAAGUACUACCCUUUCUUCCUCUCAGAAGAGAAUUACAGAACUGGAAGAGGAAUUGGUUCAUGUUCAGAUGGAAGCUGCCAAGAAGGUAGGUGAAAUUGAAGAGAAAAUGAAGAAGGAAUUAAAGCAUCUUCAUCAUGAUGCAGGGAUAAUGCGAAAUGAGACGGAAACAGCAGAAGAGAGGGUGGCAGAGCUAGCGAGAGAUCUGAUGGAGAUGGAACAGAAAUUACUCGUGGUCACAAAAGAAAAUAAAGAUCUCACAGCACAAAUCCAGUCGUUUGGAAGGUCUAUGAGUUCCCUACAAAAUAGUAGAGACCAUGCCAAGGAGGAGUUUGAUGAACUGAAAAGGAAGUAUGAUGCCAGUCUGAAAGAACUGGCACAGCUGAAAGAAGAGCAGGGUCUCUCAGGCAGAGAGAGAAAUGUUCUUGUGUCUAAAGCUGCCUUUCCAGCGGACUCCACUGACGGGGACAGCUUUCCUCACCUUGAGAAACUUAACCAACAGCUUCAAUCCAAAGAUGAACAACUGCUUCACUUGUCCUCACAACUAAAAGAUUCUUACAACCAAGUACAGUCUUUUUCUAAGGCUAUGGCCAGUCUACAGAGUGAGAGAGAUCACCUGUUGAAUGAACUACAGAAAUUCCGCAAGACAGAGGAAGGGAAGCAGAGGUCUGCAGCCCAGCCAGCAACGAGCCCAGCCGAAGUACAGAGUUUAAAAAAAGCUAUGUCGUCCCUCCAGAAUGACAGAGACCGACUUCUGAAGGAAUUGAAGAAUCUGCAGCAGCAGUACUUACAGAUAAACCAGGAAAUCACUGACUUACGUCCACUGAAGGCUCAACUUCAGGAGUAUCAAGACAAGACAAAAACAUUUCAGAUUAUGCAAGAAGAGCUCAGACAGGAAAACCUCUCCUGGCAGCAUGAGCUGCAUCAGCUCAGGAUGGAAAAGAAUUCCUGGGAAAUUCAUGAAAGAAGAAUGAAGGAGCAGUACCUUAUGGCUAUUACAGAUAAAGAUCAGCAGAUUAGUCACCUGCAGAAUCUUAUGAGGGAAUUUAGAUCUUCCUCCCAGACCGAAACCCUCAAAGUACAGUACCAAAGACAGGUAUCCCCAGAGACAUCAGCUUCCCUAACUGGGUCACAAAACCUAGUGUAUGAGACAGAACUUCUUAGGACUCAGCUCAGUGACAGCCUAAAGGAAAUUCACCAGAAGGAGUUAAGAAUUCAGCAACUGAACAGCAAGUUUUCUCAGCUACUUGAAGAGAAAAACACCCUUUCAAUUCAGCUGUGCGAUACCAACCAGACUCUGCGUGAGAAUCAGCAGCACUACAGUGACCUUUAUAAUCACUGUGCCAUCUUGGAGAAGCAGGUUCAAGAGCUACAGGCGGGGCCACUGAAUAUGGACGUUGCUCCAGGAGCUCCCCAGGAGAAAAACGGAGCUCACAGGAAGAGUGAUGCCGAAGAACUGAGGCAGCCUCAGCUAAGCUUUUCGGAAGCUCAGAAGCAGCUGAGCAACACUAAACAGGAGGUGAAUGAAUUGAGGAAGCUGCUGGAAGAAGAACGAGACCAAAGAGUGGCUGCUGAGACUGCCCUCUCCGUGGCCGAGGAACACAUCAGGCGGUUGGAGCACAGUGAAUGGGACUCUGCCCGGACCCCUAUCAUUGGUUCCUGUGGCACUCAGGAGCAGGCACUGUUAAUAGACCUUACAGGCAACAGCUGUCGAAGGUCACGGAGUGGUGCUGGCUGGAAGCGGGUCCUGCGUUCGCUCUGCCACUCCCGGACCCGAGUACCUCUGCUGGCAGCUGUCUACUUUUUGAUGGUUCAUGUCCUGCUCAUUCUGUGUUUCACAGGCCAUCUAUAAACUUCGUUCUCAGCUUUUGGAACACUCCUCUCAGAACUUGCAAUUCCCUCAUCUCUGGUACCAAAACCAUUAAUCCCAGUGGAAUCGUCUUCCCACUUACUAGUCCUCUCUCCAAGUCUCCACAGAAAGUGCCUGCAAAAACAGAAGUGGAAGUGAGCCCAGGUUAGAGCUACAGGAACCAUCAGGUCUGCUUUCUUCUAUUGCCCAGGGCCAGAAAUUCUGAGGAGGCCCCAUAUUUGGUUGCUGAGCUCAAGAUUUGUUCAGCAUUUAUCAGGCCCAGACCUCCUGUGGUCCUGUGAAAGAUGCAGAGGAGUGUCUUCAGCCAGGAGGGUGGCUCCAAUAAACCUAGUAAUCUGAA